UUCCCCUAUAGUUACAAGGGUUCCCUGACCAUGGACCCCAGGAACAGUGCCCAGGAUGUUGUACGCUGCACCCUGUGUCAGGACUCUGUGGCCCCCAUGUACUGUGAAGUCUGUCAUAUACAUCUGUGUAAAGACUGUGUAGAGACACAUUUAUCUGAUUCCUCUAAAGUUCAUAAAGUGGUGUCACUAAAACAAUAUUUAACCACUUUGAACAAUCCUAAAUGUAGAAAACACCAUGAAAAACAAUGUGAACUACAUUGUGAACAAUGUGACAUUCCUAUUUGUGCAAAGUGUAUUUCCUCUGGAAAACAUUCAGGACAUAAAAAAAUUGACAUUUUCCAAAGUUUUGAAAUAAAAACAGGAAUUUUAGGAAAAGAUUUGCAAGAAUUAGAAAAGUUCAUUUAUCCUAAAUACAAAGAGAUUGCAUCCAACAUCACAGUGCAGAAAGCUGAUCUGAGUAAAAACUCCCAGAAAUUGACAACAGCAAUUGACAAAAAAGGAGAAGUCUGGCAUAGAGAAAUAGACACCAUUAUCACAAACCUGAAAUCUAACGUGGAGGAAAUGGAAUCCAAACACCUGCCAAUCCUAAAUAAACAGGAAAAUGAAAUCACACACACCAUUUCUGAAAUAACACAGACCAUUGCUGAACUUAAGAAGCUACUAAACUCCAAAGAUGUCUGCCUUGUCUCCGAGUACAAAUCCAGGAAUGCUGCAUUCAGAAGAUUGCCUCCUAAACUCAAAGUGUCCUUACCAAACUUUAGGCCUCAGGAAAUCCACACAGAUCAGCUGAUCAAACAGUUUGGUUCUCUGUCAGCAUUAUCUUUUACAACAGAGGAACAAGACUACAGCAUGCCGCCCCAGGGAGCCGAGUCCUCUCCCCCAGACCGGUCACUGAUGGAUGUACCUCGGAUCAUCACAGAUAUAGACACAGGGUAUGAACGUCUAUACGGUGUGACGUGUCUGAAUGAUACAGAAGUAUGGACGCGUGGUAGUAACAACAUAAUGAAACUCUUCAACCUCCAAAGGGAACAAGUGGAGUCCAUCCAAACCAAGUCAGGGAACAUUCCAGAGGACAUAGCAGUGACAAGGAGUGGAGAUCUAGUUUAUACUGAUUACGGUAAUAGAACUGUGAACAUAGUGAAGAAUAGACAGAUACAGACAGUGAUCAGACUACAGGGGUGGAAACCUCGCCGUGUCUGUAGUACCUCCUCUGGUGACCUCCUUGUUGUCAUGAACAGUGAUGAUAAACAAACAAAAGUUGUGUGUUACUCUGGCUCCACAGAGAAACAAAGUAUUCAGUACAACGACAAAGGACAACCUCUCUAUUUAUCUGGUAGAUGCAUCAGUGAGAACAGGAACCUAGAUAUCUGUGUGUCAGACCUUGGAGCCGUAGUGGUGGUCAAUCAGGCCGGGAAACUCCGGUUUACCUACACUGGUCCUCCCUCUACUACCAAGAAACCAUUUGAUCCACGUGGCAUCACAACAGACAGCCAGGGUCGGAUCCUGACAGUAGACUAUUGGAACCACCGUAUCCACAUCCUGGAUCAGGACGGACAGUUCCUCCGCUACAUUGACAACUGUCAUUUACAGUAUCCAUGGGGUGUAUGUGUGGACACCAGAGACAACUUCUUUGUGGCUGAGUUAACAACAGGUAAAGUGAAGAAAAUCCAAUAUUACAUGUAAAUAAAUGAACUGUAUAACUCAGAUGUAAACAAAGCGUAUAAGUAUAGAUUACAUACUGUGUGUAGAUAUAAUGUAAACAAACUAUACACAUUACAUGUCAUCAUACGGUGUGUAGCAGAUUUAAACAUGCUGUGUGUGGAUA
This is a messenger RNA of Magallana angulata, 1825 nucleotides long. RefSeq names its product E3 ubiquitin-protein ligase TRIM71-like. Gene Ontology annotation, molecular function: zinc ion binding; ubiquitin-protein transferase activity; protein binding. Bases 31 to 1683 code for a protein of 550 amino acids. The transcript has a single exon. NCBI's taxonomy places the organism in Eukaryota, Metazoa, Mollusca, Bivalvia, Ostreida, Ostreidae. Gene Ontology annotation, biological process: positive regulation of DNA-templated transcription. The record is from RefSeq and is a predicted model, not a curated record. Gene Ontology annotation, cellular component: chromatin; nucleoplasm.